AUGAGUGUAAGAUCAAGCACAACGGCGAAAUCAACUCCAAAAAAGCUUUCUUCAAACGGUAUCAACAGACAAGGAGAAACACCUUCAAACGAUAAUGCGGAUGAAGUAUGCCCUAUCUGUAAAAACAAUAGAUAUCUUUCGCCAGAUAUGAAAUUGCUUGUCAGUGAAUGUUACCACAAGAUGUGCGAGUCUUGUAUAGAUCGUCUAUUUGCAAAUGGUGCUGGUCCAUGUCCAAUCUGUGGCCAGAUAGUGCGCAAAGUGAACUUUGCUAUCGCUACUUUCGAAGAUCUGCUUGUUGAGAAGGAAAUAAAAAUACGAAAACGGAUUGCCCAUCAUUUUAAUAAAAGGCAAGAGGAUUUCCCUAGUCUGAAGGAGUAUAAUGAUUACCUUGAAGAAGUUGAGAAAAUAGCGUGGAACUUGAUUAAUGGCAUCUCUCUCGAGGAAACCGAAGCUAAAAUCAAAGCAUAUCAACAAGAGAAUCAUGAUUUGAUUGCAGCGAACGCUCAGCGAAUGUUACAAGAAGAGAAAUUAGCCAAAUUAGUUGAGGAGCAAGAACUAAAAGAGAAGCAAUCGGAAUUCGAGAAAUAUCAGAAAACAUUGGAAGAAGAGCGCAAAAUGAAAGCAACAUUAAAGGACGAAUUUAUAGAAGAGCUGCGUUCUUCGAAACAAACCGCCGACCAUUCUGCAUCUACAUCUCUCGACAUAGCUAGUAGUGGUGUUGGUAUGUGGCUUGGCUUAGAUCGAGAACAUUUGGAUGACUCGAUGAAAGAUUAUAAUCCUGCCGCGACAGAAUACGCAGAUGUUGACGGAUAUACUCUACGUGAGAAGUAUUAUGAUCCGUUUACGGAAGUGUUGGGUUUAUCUAAAACUGGCGGAUUCAAUAUCAAGUUUGUACAUGAACGGGCAUUACAAGCAGCCUUCUCAGGCAUUUGUGAUGUAUAA
This is a messenger RNA of Paraglomus brasilianum, 942 nucleotides long. NCBI's taxonomy places the organism in Eukaryota, Fungi, Glomeromycota, Glomeromycetes, Paraglomerales, Paraglomeraceae. The record is from the annotation of a GenBank genome assembly.